AUGUCACCUUCCACUUUACGAUUGCCUCCGUCCCCAUAUCAAACGGUCAAGAACACGACACUGAACCAGGACCUUCCAUAUCCUUGGGAAAUAUGCAAUGGCUCGCAUAGCAUUGAAGAUGCAAUAACCCGCAUCUGGCCAUAUCAAAUAAGGGUCAAGACUUCUUUCACUACCAAGCACAUGCUAUUCUUGAUGUACAUAUGGGGCGAGAUGUCUGGCAGGCAGCUCUCACAUGCUGCAUGCCCCGUCGAUCUUUGCAAGUUCAUUCCCCUUUUUUACUUCCAUGCCCUCUCUUUUAUUUUGUGA
Messenger RNA from Fusarium poae, 306 nucleotides. RefSeq lists its product as uncharacterized. The transcript has 3 exons. Lineage: Eukaryota; Fungi; Ascomycota; Sordariomycetes; Hypocreales; Nectriaceae. The record is from RefSeq and is a predicted model, not a curated record. The coding region runs from base 1 to 306 and encodes 101 amino acids.